AUGUUAACUCAAGAUGUAUCAUUAAAUGCAUUAGAUUUUUUUAAUCUUUUUGAUAAAAAAAGAACAUAUACACCUAUCGAAUGUGAUUCAAAGUAUCCCGAAUCACCCGAAGAAAUUAAAAUGAUUACAGCAUAUACCGAAGCUAAACAUAAAUUAUUUAAAGAGAAUCCUCAUACCUGGAAAAAAAAAGAAAUCGAAAAUUUAUUAACUCAAGUGGAAAAACAUGGGAAAAGGUGGAAAUUAUUAUCAACUCAAUAUGUUGUUAAUGAUUCUAAGAUGAGAUCGGCGGCAUCAUUAUGUAGUAAAUUUCGAAAUUGGAUAAAAAAAAUGUCAUUAUCAAGUUUUGAUCGAGAUUGGUCAGAGGAUGAAGAUCGAAGAUUGAGAAUAGGAAUAAUGACAUAUGGAGUAAGUUCAUGGAAGAAGAUAGCAGAUUUAGUUGAAACUAAAGAUUCAAUUCAAGUACAUAAAAGAUGGAAACAAAUAUGUUUAAAUAUGAGAGGACAUUGGAGUGAAGAAGAAAAUGAAAUAUUAAAUAAAUUAGUUAAAGAUCAUGAAGAAUCCAAAUUAUUAUAUAAUACAUUAAAAGAAGUAGGAUUUAAUUGGAAAAAGAUUAAAGAAAAAUUUCCCAAACGAAAUAUUGGACAAAUAAGAGAUUAUAUAGAUAAACAUGCAAAUGUGAAUCCAUUCGUUAUGCACGGUAGAUGGACCACAGAGGAAAAGGCCAGAUUUAAACAAGGAUUUGAUGAAUAUGGUACAGUAUGGUGUAGAGUAUCACAGGUGGUUAAAUCACGUACACAAAGUCAAUGUUCAAAUCAUUUUAAAUAUUUUAAAAAUUAUAUUAGUGAUGAAGAAUAUAAAAGAUUAAUUAUAGAUAGAGUAAAUCAAUUUAAAGAUAUGAAAAUAUCGAAACAAGGAAGAGUUUAUGGUAAAACUGAAAUUAAAGAAUUAUCUGAAUUACUAGAGAAAACCAAACAAAGUGGUGAAGAAGGUGAAAAUGAUUUCGAAGAAAAUUUUAAAAAUGACUUGGAAAAUAAAGAAGAUGAAAAAAGAUGA
Molecule: messenger RNA, 1053 nt
Organism: Diversispora eburnea
Lineage: Eukaryota; Fungi; Glomeromycota; Glomeromycetes; Diversisporales; Diversisporaceae
Source: the annotation of a GenBank genome assembly